Molecule: messenger RNA, 5317 nt
Organism: Trichechus manatus latirostris (Florida manatee)
Lineage: Eukaryota; Metazoa; Chordata; Mammalia; Sirenia; Trichechidae
Gene: CLN5
Product: CLN5 intracellular trafficking protein
Exons: 4
Coding region: 94-1164 (356 amino acids)
Biological process (GO): lysosome organization
Cellular component (GO): lysosome; lysosomal membrane
Molecular function (GO): hydrolase activity, acting on glycosyl bonds
Source: RefSeq, a predicted model, not a curated record
CAGCGCCCGAGGAACAGCUCCGCGCAUGCUCGGCUCAAGGGCCCGUCCGCCGUCGCGGGGGUCGGGAGGUUCGGAAGCUCGGGAAGCCGCCGCAUGGCGCAGGCGGGGAGCGCCGGCCUGGGUGCCGGAGAGCAGCGGGGCGCGGCCCCGGGGCGCGCGCCUUGGCGUUGGGCCCUAGGGCUGCUCUGGCUGACUGCGGCCCCCGGCUGGUCCCAGGUCUCUGGAGACCGCACCCGACGCCAGUGGCCGGUGCCUUACAAGCGCUUUUCCUUCCGUCCAGAACCAGAUCCUUAUUGUCAAGCUAAAUAUACUUUCUGUCCAACUGGCUCUUCUAUCCCAGCUAUGAAGGGUGAUGAUGUCAUUGAAGUCUUUCGAUUACAAGCCCCAGUGUGGGAAUUUAAAUAUGGAGACCUCCUGGGUCACAUGAAAAUUAUGCAUGAUGCUAUUGGAUUCAGGAGUACGUUAACUGGCAAAAACUACACAAUGGAAUGGUAUGAACUUUUCCAACUUGGAAACUGCACAUUUCCCCACCUCCGACCUGAGAUGAAUGCCCCUUUCUGGUGUAAUCAAGGGGCUGCCUGCUUUUUUGAAGGAAUUGAUGAUAUCCACUGGAAGGAAAAUGGGACAUUGGUUCUGGUAGCAACCAUGUCAGGAAACAUGUUUAACAAAAUGGCAAAGUGGGUAAAACAGGACAAUGAGACAGGUAUUUAUUAUGAGACAUGGACUGUCCAAGCCAGCCCAGAAAAAGGGGCAGAGACAUGGUUUGAAUCCUACGACUGUUCCAAAUUUGUGUUGAGGACAUACAAGAAGUUGGCCGAACUUGGAGCAGAGUUUAAGAAGAUAGAAACCAACUAUACAAGAAUAUUUCUUUACAGUGGAGAACCUACUUAUUUGGGAAAUGAAACAUCUAUUUUUGGGCCAGUAGGAAACAAGACUCUUGCUUUAGCCAUAAAAAGAUUUUAUUACCCCUUCAAACCACAUUUAUCAACUAAAGAAUUUCUAGUAAGUCUUUUGCAAAUUUUUGAUACAGUGAUUAUACACAGACAAUUCUAUUUGUUUUAUAAUUUUGAAUAUUGGUUUUUACCUAUGAAAUUCCCUUUUAUUAAAAUAACAUAUGAAGAAAUCCCUCUACCUAACAGAAACAGAACACUCUCUGGUUUAUAAAACCUUGAUUCUAUCUUUUUUGAUUCUAUCUCCAGCCACCAGCAUCUUGAUUUUCCAGGAAGUGAUUGUGUAUUUACGGAUUUCGUAGGCCUUUCUUCCUUGGGGCAGAAGGGUAACAUGCAUGUCAGCAGACUUGCUGCAUGUUAACAUUUCAGAACUUGGAACCAAUGUUGAAGAUCUCACUGAUUAUAUUGGCUAAAGUAAGCCGGUUCGGUGAUCUUGAUUUCCAUUCCCAAGCCUAUGUUAAUGUGGAGAAUUAUGGUUCGUAUCAGAUGUAUAGGAUCUUUGGAGCCAAUAUUUGUAAACUGUGGAUAUGGCGUACCAAUAUUUAAAAAAUAUCUUCAGUGACAGCUUCAUGGUGGGAGCUAUUUUUUCUGGUAUGGUAGUUAAACUGUUUCCUUUAAGUAUAUUUUGGUAGUUUAGAUUGACUUUAUAUCUUUUAUAGCUUUUGGAAUCAGGUCUAAUAGUCUGAUUGAGCUCCAUUCACUUAACCUUAAAGACUUACUUGGACACCAUAGCUGGAGUGGUUUUGCUUCCAAGAUGUGGUAAAUACAGUGUUAAAGAGAACAAAUCUAGGGGGUUUGAUUUCUGGCUGGCCUUUUGGAACUAGCCAGUAACUGGCAUUUUGUAAUGUAAGCAACUUAACAUCGCUGAACCUUCGUUUCGUUAUCUCUAAAAUGAUUCAUCUCUCAGGAUUGCUGUAAAGAUUAAUGCAUGUUUGGCAUUGUAAGGUCUCAGUAAAUGGUAGCUACAAUAAUUAAUCAAAGAACACAUUAUCAUCCUUGGUGUUGCUUAAUGUAGUUUGUGCCAGCCUCUCCUGGGUUUCAUAAUAAUCACCUAGACUUUGACCUGAUAGCAUAAUGCUUCACUGGUUCUUCCAACAUUUGUGGUAUGAAAGUGAUCUGGCGGCAGGCUUGUCUGUGUAAACAGGUACCUCACUGCUUUUGUAGUUCUCCAGCCUCCUAUUAAAGCUGUCCGCUCAGUGGAAGAGGGUGAGCUUCCCAGAGAAAGGACUGGUUUUUGUCAAGGAGCUGUGCUUCCAUUGUGGCCAUCAAACAAGCUUUCAAGGCCCUUUAAGCAUUUGAUGAUCAAUUGAGCACAUUCUUUCUAUUCAUGGACAAACCACCAGUCAAUAAGACGAUGAAGCAGACAUCAGAAAACAAUACAUGCUUAAUAUGUAACUGUUCCAAUUAUUUAGUUUUCAACUAACAUUUGAGUGCUUCCUAUGAAGUUUGUACAUUUUCAUUGAAUUCUCAUUAAAAGCCUAAACAGAUUUUACCUGAUCUAAAUGAGUAAAGUGAGGUUUAGAAAGGUUAAGUGGCUUUUCCAGGGUUACCCAGCUUGUAGGAAUGGAAUCAUAUUCAGUUCUCCUGACUGAAUUGGAUGCCCUACAUGAGUUUUCCCAUGCUACUCAAAGUGUGGCCACAGACCAGUGCCCAUUCACCGAAUGUUACUGGUCUGUGAAGGACAUAAAGUACUGUUUUAAAGGAAUUUGACAGAGUAAUUUUGUGUCUCGAGUUUAAUUUAAAAAAAAAAAAAAUGGGAUUUGUAUUUUGAAUGUCUUUUUAAAUUUUUUCUAAGAUUUCAUUUUUAUUGUCUUUUUCAAAAUUGUAGGCCCACAACAGAUUAAAAAUAAAAACCCAGUCCUUUACCACAAACAGCUUGAGAAGCACUGCACUGUACCAUUCAGAGGUAGUCUUCCUCAGAUACAAAGAGAGAACUUACUUUCACAGCCUCCCAUUUAGCGUGUCUCCUCAUGUUAAUAGUACCUAACCAUUCCUGGUUAAUCUUGCCUCUAACCUGCUAGUUGUCCUCAGAAUAAAGCAAACCAAACCCGUUGCCGUCGAGUUGAUUCCAACUCGCAGUGACCCUAUAGGAUGGAGUAGAACCACCCUAUAGGAUGGAGUAGAACCACCCCAUAGGGUUUCCAAGGAGCAGCUGGUGGAUUCAAAUUGCUGACCUUUUGGUUAGCAGCCUGAGCUCUUAACCACUGCACCACCAGGACUCAGUCCUCAGAAUAAAGCACAAGAAAAACUUAAUUUUUGCAUUACCACCAUCUAGUGGCUAAAAUAGGGUAAUGCCAACUUCCACAGGAUUGUUAGGAAAAUUGCACUGGGCAGUUGCAUUUCCAGAACUGCAAAGUGACAAGCAAAGGCUCUUGUGCCAGGUUGAUUGACUGCAAAUCACAAAACUUAGUCCCACAGCAAAGACUAAAUGAGCGCAUCUGCACGUGGAACUUGAGUUUUAAAGCAAGAUUCUAAUAUAUUAAAGAGGUGUUCAGGAUUUUUCAUCACAGUAUUAAUGAAGUUAUGUGAAAGUACCAUAGACCGAGGUGAUCACAGCAGAGAGAGCAUAGCAUUCAUACAAGGGAGUUCUUAAGAAUUUAUCAAACCUGUCUACUGUACUUACAAGAGGAAGUAGGGCUUUCGAGUAGAGAUGAUUCAAGAACGUGCUUUCAAAAUGGUAGUUGAACUAAAACAUGGUCAGGCAGGAAUUUGUGUAUUAAAUUUUGCUGCCCUUUGAACUACUGUAUAACUUAAAUGUGAUUUUUAUUUUGCUGUUAUAAAUGUAUAAAAUUUCCUUAACUGUUUCUAAAAUAAACCAUUUUAAAUUUGAAUUAGGACUUUAGAAUGACGAUAGUCUUACUUACUAAUUUUGGCCCAGUAUUGGGUAAGUAUACCCAUAAAGUGUUUUCUAAUGGAUUGUUGCAGGUACAGGAAAUCAGUCAAAAGGUAAAAAUUACUAAGUUUAAAAUUUUUGGAAUCCUCCAUCAAUAUUGGCUCCUUCUUAAAAAUCAGGAAAAGACAAUAAUAAUCAGAAGUCUUCGGAAGUUUUAUCCAGUUUUACAGUCUACUCUGGUGGCACUUAAUGAAUUCUCAGUGACUGUAGUUCAAGAUGAUUUUUUUUUUUUUAAUAAACUGUCAGAAUAUACAAAGAGCAAUGUUCCAAAACUGCACACAUGCUGUUCCCUAUUCACAGCCACAGGUAAAUGGGGCUGACCAAAGUCUGUCUCCAGCAUCUUCCUCAUACUUUUCCCUUUAUUGUCCAAGUAAGUGCCUUGCUCCUCAAACUUUCCUUGAUACAUUCUCUCCCUUAUUUAAAACAAGAUGAUAGGUUACUACUCAUUUACAUUUUUACUGGUCUGAUAGCUCUUAGUUCACAAAGCUUUGUGUCCUUUUAAAGGUAAGUUGGGUGUUAACAAGCAGGUGGGAUUGUCCUGGCUGCUUGGUAGCAUGAAAACCAGCCCCACAGAUAAACUGGGGCAGAGUUUGUGCACAGAGCCUUGCAGGUAGAGAUUAUCUAUAGCCUCUUACAGGACUUAGUUUAGGUCUGAGCCUUCUUCACACCAACUCCUCCCUCUCUAUCCUGAGCUUUUCCAUAAAUACAAAAAAUUCUUCUAGAAUGCAGUGAAUUGACUUAAUCUUAAAAUAAGCAUGUUUUUUUACUGAUAAUAUUGUUAAAGUAGACCAGUUACCAAAGUAAAAUGAAGUUAAAUUUUUGGAAGCAGUUAAAUUAGAUGAAAAUAGUUUUGCUACUUUAGAAAUUCUUCUAAUACACAGAUUUACAUAGAUACUUCUCCCUAAAAAGGCUAGCUGGGCUUCAGGACCCUUCAAAGUUGAUAAUUCUAUGUCUAAAUAGUGUGUUUUGUAAGUUCUUAUUCUGAAUGCAGAAAGAACCUAUUCCUUGAACAAUUCUCAUUAUAAAAUUUAAAAUUUUUGGUAAAUUUUUAAUUUCGUAUCACCUUCAGCAUCAAUCAGAAUGAUUUCAAGAACAGAUACCUAUUUAUCUUCAAAAACACCGGUCUACCAUAUAUAUUCUUUAAUAAACAUUUUCCAUGGAUCUAAAACCAAACCAUAAUGUAAGCUUAACUAGUUUUAAAGUCAGGUAAGUAUAUAUGUUUGUGUGGCUUUUAAAAACUAUAAAACAACAGCAUUAGUAACUAUCUUUAUUCUCAAAUUGAUAAAGGCAUUUAACAGAUACUUUACAGUAUAAACAAGUACUAUGCAUUUUGCUUAUAAAGUGCCUUAAAAGUAUUCCAAACAUUAUACAAUUCAAUUUGUACAAAAAGUAAAUUUCCAGAUAAAGCUUUGGUUAGUAGAACUGCUUAUUGACAAAUCCAUUUUCCAAAGUUGUUCAAGAAAAAAAAAAAAAA